Rotaria sp. Silwood2 is the source of this 471-nucleotide messenger RNA. NCBI's taxonomy places the organism in Eukaryota, Metazoa, Rotifera, Eurotatoria, Philodinida, Philodinidae. The record is from the annotation of a GenBank genome assembly.
AUGUCGUCACCAACAGCACAAACUUCAAAUGGAUGCUUUCAUGUCGAUCAGACUGGACAAUCGCUGUUCUCAAUCACUAAUGAUAAACAAUUGCUCGGUCAUCAAGCGAACAUUGUACAUUCGCAGAAUAGUUCAUCGACUGUGCAUAAUUCGCCAAGUGACGUAUCUUCUCUUUUUAGAUGUCAACCGACUCAAUCGGCGCGUGUUUUUCGAGGUGAAUAUGGUGCUUAUCCAUUAUUAAUGGUCUGUCCAUAUUGCCGCAAACAAAUAACCACUGUUGUACAAUUCUCAAAAUUUGAUGAGGAAAAAAUGAAUGAACUUAAGGUUUUAACUAUCUGUGGUGGUUUCCUUCUUUGCAGUUGUUUAUGGCCAUUUUGUUGCCCUAAAGAUUAUACGAGCCAUAAACACUUUUGUCCUUCAUGUGAACGAUAUCUUGGUUACAAUAAACCUAAAUACAACGGUACCGCAUGA